AUGGGUUAUAUGAUGGUGGAUUCAGAAGGAAGUGCAGGAGGGUUGUUGUGUAUUUGGAGGCCACAAGUGUUUGAGCUAAAAGACUGCUGCAGUAGUAAGCACUUCAUUCUACUCUCAGGUACCUUGGCUCAACAUUUUGAUUGUGUAAUUGUGAAUAUAUAUGCUCCAAAUGAGGUGUCGGGGAGGAAGAAGUUAUGGGAUUCCCUUGUGUGCUUACAACCCCAUUUUCCAAAUCCAUGGUGUGUGGGUGGUGAUUUUAAUGAAAUCAGAUUAUUGAGUGAGAGGAAAAGGUGUUCAAGAAGAGAGAGAGGGAUGAAGGAGUUCAAUGAGUUUGUGGAACAGUUAGAGCUGUCUGAUUUGCCUAUGUUAGACCAUUCUCCAAUUUUGUUGAAGGAAGAUGAUAGGGAUCGGGGUCCUAAGCCAUUCAAAUUCAUUAAUGCUUGGACACCGUAUCCUAUAUUCUUGACUGAAAUCAAGCACAUUUGGGAGGUCACACAGGUUUCAGGAUGGGCAGGGUACAGAUUAAUGAGGAAGCUAUCCUCCUUAAGGGGUCACUUAAGGGUAGAAAUUAGAUCUCUGGAUGUGCUGGAAACAACAAGAAUGAGAGAGGUUAGAAGUCAGGUAUGGAAGCUUAGUAGGGAUAAGGAAAGAAUAUGGCAUCAAAAGUCUAGAUUGUUGUGGGCUAGGUGUGCUGAUAGAAAUACUAGAUUUUUCCAUCUUAUGGCACGUAGUAGGCAGAGAGUGAACUUGAUAGAUUCUGUGACAGUGGAGAGAGUGAGACAUGAGGAUCCAACUCAGGUGAAACAAGCAGUGCUUAGUCAUUUCAGAAACCAUUUUGCUGAAAGUUGGACUUCUAGGCCACAAAUUUUUGGACCUUUUGUUACAAUUUCUCCGGAGGUAGCAGUGGGUUUAGAAGCAAUGUUUACUGAAGAAGAGAUCUGGGCAGCUAUUCAGGAUUGUGAUGGGAACAAGGCUCCUGGCCUAGAUGGUUUUAACUUAGCUUGCAUUAAAAAAUGUUGGGAAAUAAUGAAAGGUGAUAUAUUGCAGAUGAUGUAUGAGUUUCACACAAAUGGGAAGCUGGCAAGGGGUGUUAACAGUUCUUUCAUGGUGCUCAUACCCAAGAAGAACAAUCCCAUAGGCUUGGGGGACUAUAGACCCAUCAGCUUGGUUACCUCGGUGUAUAAGAUUUUGGCCAAGGUGCUAUCUAGAAGAUUAAAAAAGGUCCUUCCCUCUGUGAUAGAUAAAGUGCAGUCGGCUUUUGUCAGUGGUAGAUAUAUCUUAGAUGGGGUGUUGAUAGCAAAUGAAGUUGUGGAUUGGUAG
Molecule: messenger RNA, 1320 nt
Organism: Camellia sinensis
Lineage: Eukaryota; Viridiplantae; Streptophyta; Magnoliopsida; Ericales; Theaceae
Source: RefSeq, a predicted model, not a curated record